CCAUUGGAGAAAAGCAUGGCCUGCCCCCCCCCUUCCAGUGCCUUUCACAAGGUCGUCGCUGCUGACUGCAAUACCCGGAUGUUGGCUUGGCGCGCAUGCGCGGCGCCUCUGCAGAAGAUGGAGGCGCAGGAGUGGAGCUCGAGAGAGAAGGAUGGCGACGAAGAGGAAGACGCGGCCGAGGAUGGGAGCGGGUUCACCUUGGAGGAGGUGCUGCGCCUCGGCGGGACGAAGCAAGAUUAUAUCAUGCUUGCUGCUUUGGAUGAAGCAGAAGAACUUGUGGAUGGUGGCAAAAAAGGAGCAAUUGAUGAUCUAAACCAAGGUGAACUGGAGGCGUUUAUAAACUCUCUAGGUGUCAGCAAAUAUUCAGAGAAAUUCCUUGUGGUGGAAAAAGAAGAAGAGGAGGGAAUUGAAGUACCAGAAGAAGAAGAAACACACAAAAGAGAAAAAGUCAAACAAAAAGAAGUAAACAUACCUAAAGUAAAAGAAGAAAAUCAAGUGAAAGGAAGUAGAGCAAAAAUACUGUCAAGUAAUGCCAAAGAUAGUAAAAAAAAGUUGGUUUCUGGUAAUAAAGAGAAGAGUGUUUUGUUGCCGGGAACAAAGAAAACAAAAGAACAAGAAGCUUUUCAGUUUCAUGAACGACAAGCAUUGCUGAUAAAACCAGGAGGCAAAUGGUAUGAUCUGGAGUAUACCAACGAAUUUUCUACUGAUCCCCAAAAUCCAUCCCUUGUUUCUAAUUACAAAGCCUUGGCCCAGAAACUGUACCAACAGGAAGCAGACCUGUACAAGAACAAAACAAAUCUGCAAAAAGGAUCUUCAUCUGCUUGGAUGAAAACUAUUGUAUCAUCAGGUACUCUUGCCGACAGAAUGGCUGCCAUGACUCUUAUUAUCCAGGAUGCUGCCAUUCACUCACUUCAGCUUAUAGAGACCCUAGUGAGUCUGAUCAAAAAGAAAGGCAGCAGAAGGCAGAGCUUAAUAGCCUUGGAUACUUUCAAAGAGCUUCUCAUAACACAUCUUCUGCCAGACAAUCGUAAGCUAUACAGUUUCUCUCAGCAUCCUUUUGACACUCUGGAGCAGCUGUCAAGUGGCAACAGGGAUUCAAGGGACAGGCGCCUGAUCUUGUGGUACUUUGAGCAUCAUUUGAAGCACUGGGUGGCUGAAUUUGUGGAAGUGUUAGAGUCACUGACUCACGAUCCCUUGGUGGCAACAAAAGGUCGAGCACUUACUGUUGCUCAUGAACUUCUCUGUAAUAAGGUGGAGCAAGAGAAGGCUUUUCUUGUGCAAUUGGUGAAUAAAUUGGGAGAUCCUCAAAACAAAGUAGCCACAAAAGCAUCUUAUCUCCUAGAAACUUUGCUUCAUAAACACCCCAACAUGAAAGGAGUAGUGUGUAAUGAGGUAGAGAGACUUCUCUACAGGUCCAAUAUAAGCCCCAAAGCGCAGUACUAUGCAAUUUGCUUUUUGAACCAGAUGGUUUUGAGUCAUGAAGAGUGUGAAUUGGCUAACAAGCUCAUAAUGCUCUACUUUUCCUUUUUUCGGUCUUGUAUCAAGAAAAAAGACGUUGAGUCUAAAAUGCUUAGUGCUCUGUUGACAGGGGUGAAUAGAGCUUACCCCUAUGCCCAGGCUAGCAAUGAAAAAAUAAAAGAGCAGAUGGAUACUUUGUUUAAAGUUCUGCACCUUGUGAAUUUCAGCACUAGCAUUCAGGCCUUGAUGUUGCUGUUCCAAGUGAUGGACUCAAAUCAGACUGUGUCUGACCGGUAUUACACAGCCUUAUACAGGAAGCUGCUGGACCCAGGAUUGGCAUUAUGUGCCAAACAGUCAAUGUUUCUCAACCUUGUCUACAAGUCUUUGAAAGCUGAUGUGGUACUGCGGCGAGUGAAAGCUUUUGUGAAGCGACUGCUUCAAGUUACAUGUGGACAAAUGGCACCAUUCACUUGUGGAGCUUUAUAUCUUGUGUCUGAACUUCUGAAAGUAAAACCAGGCUUAAGGGUGCAGCUGCAGGAUCAUGUGGAAUCUGAUGAGGAGGAGCAUUUUCAUGACCUUGAAGAAGCAGAUGAGAAUGAGGGAAACCUUGUAGAUGCUGAUAAAGAAGUCAGAAGAAAAACAAUGGAAGAGGUAUUGAACCCUCAUGACCCAGUUUCAGAAGCAUCGUGGGUACAUCAUCAGAAUCUAGAAGGUGGCAAAAAUAAGAGUGACUAUGACCCAUUACAUCGAAAUCCUUUAUACAGUGGAGCUGAUAAAACUAGUUUUUGGGAAUUAAAGAAGCUUUCAGAACACUUUCAUCCAUCAGUGGCCCUUUUUGCAAAAACUAUCCUAGAGGGUAAUUAUAUUGAAUACUCAGGUGAUCCUCUACAGGAUUUCACACUAAUGAGAUUUUUGGAUCGUUUUGUUUACAGAAACCCAAAGGUUCAUAAAGGCAAAGAAAACACAAGCAGUGUGGUAAUGCAACCAAAGAAAAAACAAUCCAUGAAUAAUGUGCGAAAUCUAGCAGUUAAUAGUAAGGAGUUUCUUGCACAAGAUGAAAGCAAAAUUCCAGUGGAUGAAGUUUUCUUCCACAGAUUUUAUAAGAAGAUAGAUAAAGAGAAGGAGAAAAGGAAGUCCAUGAGAGAUGAUGAAAGUGUUGAAGAUGUGGAUGAUGAUGAGUUUGAAAGAGUAUUAGACUCAUUUGAACAAGAUGGUUGUUUUGAUUCAGAUGUGAAGGAUGACCUUAAUUUUGCUGGAAAUAUAAAAAGCAAGGGAAAAAAGAAAAACCAAGAUGAAGAGGAAGAUUGGGAAGAUUCUGAUGAGGAUGAUUUUGAUGACCUUGAUGAUGAGGAAGUUUCUCUAGGAAGCAUGGAUGAAGAGUUUGGAGAAGACAUUGAUGAAGAGGGAGGAACUUUCAUGGAUGUGUCAGAUGAUGACAUGUCAGAUGAAAACAAAGAGCAAGUCAAGCCAGUAAAUAUGAAAGGCAAAAGAAAAAAAGAAAUUGAUUUUGCUACAUCAGUUAAAGGAUCAAAGGAAGGCAAGAAAAGAAAGAUAGAUACUGGUGUGCUUGCUGCUGCAGAAGAAUUUGGAUACUUACUGGAUGAAAAUAUUGGGUCCAAAUUUGACAGUAUUGGGAUGAAUGCAAUGGCAAACAGAGAUAAUGCAAAUUUGAAACAGCUCAAGUGGGAGGCAGAGCGUGACAAGUGGAUUCACAACAGGGAUGCAAAAAGUAUCAUCAAGCAGAAAAAGAGGUUUGGGCACAGAAUGCUGAAAAACAAACACAGAAGCAAAAAGUACAGAAAAUGAAUAUAAAACCAUUUAAUAUAAACUAUUUAAAAAUGUGUUUUACUUACUUCUAGUUUUUGUUGCUUAACCAUGUCUCUUGAUCUUGCUCUCUUUUGCCAUAAAUACCAGACCACUCAUUACUUUUGUAAUAAACUGUGAAGAUAAAAGUCUUAUUUUAAUAAUGGCAGAAUAAAGAUGGAUUUUUCACUCUA
This is a messenger RNA of Sceloporus undulatus (fence lizard), 3455 nucleotides long. It is a transcript of the gene CEBPZ, whose product is annotated as CCAAT enhancer binding protein zeta. The record is from RefSeq and is a predicted model, not a curated record. Gene Ontology annotation, cellular component: nucleus. Lineage: Eukaryota; Metazoa; Chordata; Lepidosauria; Squamata; Phrynosomatidae. The coding region runs from base 16 to 3264 and encodes 1082 amino acids. The transcript has 17 exons.